CUGGGUACAAUAAAAAAAUACGGAGAGUAUUCGUACAUAUUGAUAAAAGAAAGUUAAACGUUUAGGCUGGUCAACACGCAGUCCUGUGGGUCAUUUUAUGUGAUUAGACCUGUAUCUAAUCUCCUAACUGGAUUUCUGUUACAAAGAAAAGGAUAAGCACCCGACUAACUUACUGAAGAGGAGAGGAAGGAUCGUUCACAGUUAAAAAAAUUGUUAAUGCAGAUCUAUAGGUGAAGAGAGAUGGCGACCAAAACAUUUGCUGUAGUAGAUGCCUCUGGCUGUACUAUGUGUGAACAGUAUAUGGUUGAUGACCUUCAAAUGCCAACGUUCAUGAAACCUCCGGAUGAAGCCGCCGCCAUUGUCAGAAAUGUUCCGAAUAUCAAAGUACGUGACGAUGACGUCAUGUUGGCUACAUUUCCAAAAUCAGGAACUAAUUGGGGUUAUGAAAUACUUUCAAUGCUACUGAAUAGAAAAGCUGAGAUAAGUCCAAAUAUGAAAGUUUGCCUCAUGUUAGAAGCCAGAACUGAAGCCGAGCUGGACGAGCAACCAUCUCCAAGAGUUUUAAACAGUCAUCUACCAAUUGCGAUGCUACCGAGACAGAUGAAAGAGAAGAACACAAAGAUUAUAUGGAUCGCUAGAAAUCCGAAAGAUGCGAUAGUCUCACUCUAUUAUCACAUUGCAGGAAUGAAAAUGUUUCAGUACAAUGGCAAAUUUGCUGACUUUCUUACGCUCUUUCUGGAAAAUAAAUUACCUUAUCAAAGUUGGUUUGAGUAUACACUAGAUCUUGAAAAGGCAAUGUUAGCAGAACCAGACAAAAUUCAUUUAGUGUACUUUGAGGAUAUAAAAGAGAAUGGUGUUGCAGAAUUAAAAAGGUUGGCGACUUUCUUGGGAGUUGAUGCUGACGACGAACUUCUUAGUGCAAUAAAUGAGAAAUGCUCUUUUAAAUCCCUGGCAGCAGAGAAGGCAGAUAUGCCUAGAGACAGAGUAAAAAAUAACUUCUCAUUUUUCCGUAAAGGUAUCAUCGGGGACUGGAAGAAUCAUUUUACAGUAGCUGAAAGUGAAAAUUUUGACAGAAUAUAUAAAGAGAAAAUGAAAACAUCUUCACUCAAAUUUAGAUUUGAACCUUCUAAUAUUGAGGAUAAGAAAUAGUUUCUUGUGCUAACUAAAGGUAUCGACAAAAGAAGACAAAGCUUUGUUACAGAUAUUUCGAUUUGAUGAAAACAUUUGUAAUUUGUAAUUAUUCAAGAACAAUGUGGGCGCAACAAACGACUUCAAGAUGUUUUACCAGCCACUACACACAAGAACACAUGAUUUUGUUUGUGAUACUGUUUGUCAGUAAUUUACCUAGCAUUGAAUAGAAAUGACGGGCUUCAUUUCUUUCUCUGCUUAAAGGUCCAAUACAAAUGACGGUGUUUUAUAUGUUUAAGCCAUGAUCAGGUCACCGUAGCCUUUACCCACUAUUCCCUGUGUCACGGUGAGAACGAGCAGUUCAGUCGGAAGAUUCUUGUGCACAUAUAUGGUGUAAAUUUAGUGUAAGAACAUAAGGAACGAAAGGCUUAUUUACUGCGCAUGCGCAUAUAUUAAAAACAGUCAUUUACUUGAAGAAAAUGGACCUUAAAUGGUGUUUUUUAGUUAAAUUUCAGAUAUACAAGCUUUGCUUUCAGAAUGAAAUAUAUGCAUUGGUGUGAUUGG
Molecule: messenger RNA, 1692 nt
Organism: Ruditapes philippinarum (Manila clam)
Lineage: Eukaryota; Metazoa; Mollusca; Bivalvia; Venerida; Veneridae
Product: sulfotransferase 1E1-like
Exons: 8
Coding region: 241-1149 (302 amino acids)
Biological process (GO): sulfation
Cellular component (GO): cytoplasm
Molecular function (GO): sulfotransferase activity
Source: RefSeq, a predicted model, not a curated record